Molecule: messenger RNA, 3728 nt
Organism: Chelmon rostratus (copperband butterflyfish)
Lineage: Eukaryota; Metazoa; Chordata; Actinopteri; Chaetodontiformes; Chaetodontidae
Exons: 17
Coding region: 53-1132 (359 amino acids)
Biological process (GO): positive regulation of transcription by RNA polymerase II
Cellular component (GO): nucleus
Molecular function (GO): single-stranded DNA binding; protein binding
Source: RefSeq, a predicted model, not a curated record
GGGAGGUUGUGAUGGGUUGACAGGUGCGUGACAAUCGGAGCUCUCUGCAAGCAUGUACGCCAAAGGCAAGAGUAGCAACGUGCCGUCCGACAGCCAAGCCAGAGAAAAGUUAGCUCUGUAUGUGUACGAGUACCUGCUGCAUGUAGGAGCACAGAAGUCAGCACAGACCUUUCUCUCAGAGAUCCGAUGGGAGAAGAACAUCACAUUAGGAGAACCUCCGGGGUUCCUCCACUCGUGGUGGUGCGUUUUCUGGGACCUGUACUGUGCAGCUCCAGAGAGAAGAGACACAUGCGAACACUCCAGCGAGGCCAAGGCCUUCCAUGACUAUAGUGCUGCAGCAGCUCCCAGCCCUGUCCUUGGGAACCUUCCCCCAGGAGAUGGCAUGCCGGUGGGGCCAGUCCCUCCAGGAUUCUUUCAGCCAUUUAUGUCACCUCGAUACCCCGGAGGACCCAGACCACCUCUCAGAUUACCGAAUCAGGGACUUGGAGGAGUCCCAGGUAGCCAGCCUAUGUUACCCAGUGGAAUGGAUCCCACAAGACAGCAAGGACAUCCAAAUAUGGGGGGACCAAUGCAGCGGAUGACUCCACCCAGAGGCAUGGUACCUCUAGGGCCCCAGAACUAUGGAGGUGGGAUGAGACCGCCACUGAAUGCCCUGGUGGGUCCUGGGAUGCCUGGCAUGAACAUGGGACCGGGUGGGGGUAGACCCUGGCCAAAUCCUCCAAACUCCAAUUCGACCCCGUACUCCUCUGCGUCUCCAGGAAGUUAUGUGGGACCUCCAGGAGGAGGGGGGCCACCUGGGACGCCAAUAAUGCCAAGUCCAGCAGAUUCAACCAACUCUGGCGACAACAUGUACACUAUGAUAAACACAGUCCCUCCAGGUGGAAGCCGACCAAAUUUCCCUAUGGGUGCAGGGGGAGACGGUCCAUUAGGGGGAAUGGCUGGAAUGGAGCCCCAUCACAUGAAUGGAUCAUUAGGGUCAGGUGAUAUGGACAGUCUCCCCAAGAACUCUCCUGGCAACCUAAGUAUGAGUAACCAGCCCGGGACCCCGAGGGAGGAUGGAGAGAUGGGAGGAAACUUCCUCAACCCUUUUCAGAAUGAAAGUUAUUCUCCAAACAUGACGAUGAGCGUGUGAAGGCUCCGGAAGCUCGUUCGCUCGUUCGCUCAGUAAGAUGGUGUGGACCGGUGAAAAGCAGAGGGACAGGAUGUGAUGUCAUCUAGGCCAGUGACUCCACCACCACCUGCCUAGUCAGGACAGUUGCCCCAGGCUCCGUCCUUCUACUACUACCCCGACCCCCACCCUUCCAUUGUUCCUGUCCACGUCUUUUCUCUCCUGUUUCCUCUCCCGUUCUAAGUGGUGACUCUGCUACAUUCAUCAGUUCUUCCUCUGCAUCUAUGAGACUGUACAAAGGAACCAAAUUGAAACAACCUGGAGGAGAACUCUUUGUAUAUUUGCAUACAGUGUGUAUGAGACUGUGCACACACUCCAGUCAUGGACAGAUGUCUCUGCCUUUUGCAUCUUAUCACGCCCAAAAAGUUCAUGCCCAAAAACAAAAGGCCAGAAUCCCAUUUAUCUUAAAUUUCCAAGGAUUUGAACACAUAUAGGCUCUUUUUUUGCUUGAUGAUGAAAUUUAAUCUAACUGGUUGUCAUGUGAAACAUCUUUUGUCUUCUCUUGGUGAAUUACUUUUGUCCAUUACUGGAAGAGAAUUGGAGAGACAUCAGAGACGUCUCACCAAGCCUCAAGCUUGUGCGGAUAUUUGUUGUCUCAAAAUUUAAAGUCUUUUUAAAUUUUAUGGACCAUUAACAUUGUGUUUUAUGUUUUAUACUAUGGGUCUGAGAAGUCGUUUUGGUAAUAUUCAUCCCCAAACUCAGCUGCAAAUGUGGAAAAUGUGAGAUCUUUUCCUUCUGUCUCACCUGCAUCACAAGGCCCACUUCAAAUGAAGUGCAGAUCAAAGUCAGCUCUUUGUUCAGACUUUAAUCAGGAUUUUCAGCGCAGUUGAAAUAGUUGCCUGCAUUUUGAAUUUGAAGUCACACUGAUAGAGAAAAAGAGCUGUGUUCGCUAAAAGCCAGACUACAUAACUUUUGUUGAAGUGUUGAAGUGGCAAUUACAGGAUGAUAGCAUAUGCUAAAACAAGUUAAUAAUAAUAAUAUCCAGCUAGAGUUUGCUUACCUUAGCUGAUAUUUAGCAAGAAAAAGCUACCAGUCACACCAGACCAAGAGUUAUUUCUUCUUCCAAAACUUACGUAGUCUCGCUUUAAAUCAUGUCGGAUCAGUCAGCACGCUAACUGUAACUUAACAGGAGAGAGCAGCAAGGAUAGCACUGAGGAAAAGGUUUACACUGAGGUUGAUACCAAAUAGUCCAAACUGAAAGUUUUUUUAUAUAUAUAAAUAAGUGAUGCAUUUUUCAGUGAUAAACCUUUGUUGCGAGUCAAACUGUAAGGCUCCCCCGCAUAAAUGGUAUACCGAGUUUACGUGUAAAGGAUUUUAAAUUCUGUUGAUUGCACAAGCACAGGACAAAGUCUAAUUGAUUUUUUUUUAAUUUGUUUUUCAUGUGACCAUGUUAGCAAAUAGUCAUCCUACAUGUACGCGUAUGAUUUUCUGAUCUUGUUUGCUGAGGCCUCUCUCAAAUCUAGCUGUUACCAGCUGCACCAGUUAAUGCCCUGGGGCCAUGAUGAUCCACAUUCUCUGGAUGUCAAAAUGAGAAAGAGAAAUUAAAGACAGUUGACCAGUAUGGAUGGUAAACUGCAAGACACAAGCUUUUAAGUCACUUUGGUCACUCAUGCUUCAUCGUCAUCCGGAUAAACUGUGAUCUUAGUGUGAUGUGAAAGGCUGGUUGGUACAAAAAGCUAAAAUAAGCUUGUUUUUGAACUUUUUUCACUGCCCAAGAUAUCGUCAUGUACAAAAGGUCAACACGCCUGUGAACAUUCCCCUUUCCCUUCCCUUACUGCAAAGUGUACAGCUCACAAAUGUAGCUCCUCUGUCUUGUAUGUGUAUUUGAUAUUAUUAUUAUUAUUUAAAGAAAAAUCUGCAGAGAAUUAUUGCAAAAGGGAGGAAUGGACUGAUGAUGCACCAUCACAACUGAACAGAGAUAUUUAAUUUUGUUUUUGUGUUAGAUUGAAGCCAUAAGUGGGAGUACAAGAAGAUGCAUUUGUAAAUUGGAUCAUGUUUUCUGUUUUGUGGCAGUAUGUGGGACUCCAUUUGUGAUGUGUUAAUUUUCUCUUUUUUAUUCUUGUAUUAUGUUUUUGUAAAUACACAGAGAAGUAUUUCAUGGGUUUUGAAUAUGCUAGUAUAAAGCUUCUCUUCCCUUAGCCGAAGUGUGAGCUCUCUUCAUUGGUCAGAACUGUAUUUCUGUGAACAUGAGCAAAAUCCUUUAAGGGUGUAUUUGAAUGUCUUGGUCGGCAAUUUAAUGUGAUCACAGGUUAAAUGCUGUGGCUCAAUUUGCUCCCUGCAUUGUACAGCACAACAGUGUCUCCAAUGUGACAACAUUUAAGAACAAAGACCAACUGUGAUCAUGCCAAAACCAUUUUUUUCAACUGAGCUCCAGAAUUACUGGCACUGUCAUGGCUGCCCACCCACUUUGUGACAGAACUUUUUGAGCAGUGUUUAAGAGAGGCGGGCUUGUGACCAUAAGGUUACCGUGGUAAGCCCAGGACUUGCCAGAUAAAUGUGGGUAGGUAAAGUGAAAGCGGUCCAGGUUCAUCCUGCAACUGUCUGAUCAGUCUGGUUGGGG